Molecule: messenger RNA, 2619 nt
Organism: Tripterygium wilfordii
Lineage: Eukaryota; Viridiplantae; Streptophyta; Magnoliopsida; Celastrales; Celastraceae
Product: subtilisin-like protease SBT1.1
Exons: 2
Coding region: 207-2486 (759 amino acids)
Biological process (GO): proteolysis
Molecular function (GO): serine-type endopeptidase activity
Source: RefSeq, a predicted model, not a curated record
CCUUUCUCACAAUAAUAAUGUAAUGAUUAUAAAAAAAAUGUAAGAUGCUUCCUAUGAAGGUCGUGAUGAGCGUAUGAAACUGGGACACCCAUUGAAGAAAAGGAAUACAAAAAUGCUCCAAUCAUGUCAGCAUACCUUCCAUUUGCCAAUAUAAUUCCAUACUCCACUCAUUCUGGUUGAGUGGUUGAGGCAACAAGAUCGCUACCAUGAUAUCCAGAGCAUUCUUUCUGUUUCUAGCCCUCAUGGCGGCAACAUCUUUAGCUCUUGUAGAGAAGAGAACAUAUAUAGUUCACAUGGACCACACAAAGAUGAUGGCCUCAAAUCCCCAACAAUGGUACAAAGAUUUGAUGGAUUCCGUCUAUGACCUAUCAAUUGAGGAGGAAGAAGAAGACAACACAACACCACCUGACCUCCUUUACACCUAUGAAAAUGUUGUUUCUGGUUUUGCAGCAAAGCUUUCCACCAAACAACUUGAGUCCUUGGAGAAAAUGGAAGGGUUUCUCUAUGCCAAUCCUGAUAGAAAGCUAAGCCUACACACAACCCACACUCCUCAGUUCCUUGGCCUGCAAGCUGGCAAGGGACUAUGGAGUGCCUCCAACUUAUCUUCUGACGUGGUGAUUGGAGUGCUUGAUACUGGAAUUUGGCCUGAACACAGCAGUUUCCAUGACUCGGGCAUGCCUCCAGUGCCUGCUAAAUGGAAAGGCAAAUGUGAGAAGGGCACACAGUUUUCUCCAUCAAAUUGCAAUAAGAAGCUAAUUGGGGCGAGAUAUUACUACAAAGGGUAUGAAGCGGCAAACGGAAAAAUUAAUCAAACAAUUGAUUUCUUGUCCCCUCGGGAUGAAGAUGGCCAUGGGACACACACUGCCUCAACUGCAGGAGGCAGUGUUGUAGACAAGGCAAGUUUAUUUGGCUUCGCCAGUGGCUCAGCAAGUGGUAUGAUGUACACAUCAAGAAUUGCUGUUUAUAAAGUGUUGUGGGAAAAAGGUAACGGUGGUGUAACUACUGAUGCAUUGGCUGCUAUCGAUCAAGCUGUUCUCGAUGGUGUUGAUGUACUCUCCCUCUCUUUGACAAGUGACAAUGUGGCUUAUUAUUUGGAUGAUAUUGCCAUAGCUGCAUUUGGGGCCAUCCAAAUAGGGGUUUCUGUUGUAUGCUCUGCAGGCAACAAAGGUCCAUCUUUCUCCACUGUAGGCAAUACUGCACCAUGGCUCAUGACAAUUGCAGCUAGUUAUCUAGAUAGGAGCUUCGCAGCAACCGUCACGCUUGGAAAUGGCCUAUCAUUUCAAGGUUCAUCAUUAUCUCAAAGCAAAGCAACCAAGCACUUACGGCUCGUCUAUGGAAAGACAGCUGGUGGUGAAGGAGCGGAUCAUUGUAUUCCUGGAUCCCUCGAUCACAAUCUUGUCAAAGGAAAGAUUGUAGUGUGCAAAAAUGGAAAAGAUGACCGAGCCGCUAUAGGAGAGCUAGUGAAAUUAGCAGGAGGAGCUGGAAUGCUGCUACUCAAUACUGAAUCCGAAGGCGAAGAACUCAUUGCUGAUCCACACGUUUUACCAGCCAUUGGUUUAGGUGUCUCAAAAGGUAAAGCCAUAAUUAAAUAUUUAAACUCAUCUGAAAAACCAACAGCAUCCAUUAUCUUCGAGGGUACUGUGUAUGGUACUCGUGCCCCGAUGAUGGCAUUGUUUUCAUCAAGAGGGCCGAAUGAAGUUGACCCUAAUGUGAUUAAGCCGGAUGUGACUGCACCGGGGGUAAACAUCUUAGCUGCUUGGCCACCCAUAGUAAGCCCGAGUCUACUCACCAGUGAUAAAAGAAGUGUUAAGUUCAAUAUCUUUUCAGGCACCUCAAUGUCAUGCCCCCAUGUCAGCGGCCUAGUUGCACUACUCAAGUCAGUUCAUAAGAAUUGGUCUCCUGCUGCAAUUAAAUCAGCCCUCAUGACAACUGCUUACACUAUGGACAAUAGGAAGAUUCCAAUUGCUGACGUUGCACAUGAUUUUGAACCAGCAACACCUUUUGCACUUGGUUCGGGCCACGUUAAUCCCGAAGUUGCUGUUGAUCCAGGCCUUGUCUAUGAUAUUACUGCUGAAGAUUAUCUAAUCUAUCUAUGCCUAAAAUACACCUCUUAUCAGAUGGCUGCAGUAUCAAGAAGACGUUUUACAUGUCCAAAAAAGAUUUCUCCUCAACCUGGUAACCUCAAUUAUCCUUCCUUUGCAGUGAAUUUUGAAGGUAAAGCAAAAAAUGUAAGCUUGACGUUCAGGCGGACAUUGACUAAUGUUGGGACACCCAAGAGUAGUUACAUGGUGCACCUGGAGGAACCUAAUGGAGUAGUUAUAGUUGUAAAGCCAACUAUAUUGAAGUUCCGAAAGUUGGGUCAGAAACUGAACUACAAAGUUACCUUUAUUGGAUACAAAAUCACGAAAAAUCCGACGUUCGGUUCUCUAGUGUGGAUGUCAAGAAAAUAUUCAGUUAUAAGUCCCAUUGCAGCAACUUGGCAGUAGUUAUCGAACAAUGUUGCACUUGUUUAGCUAGAAGAUUUAAAAUAAGAUUGUAAAAUAUUGUUUUACUAUAAAAAAAAUAAGAAAGGUUCCAACUUCCAAGUCGUAAAUAAGACCAAUGUUCCGGUCUUACAAU